Molecule: messenger RNA, 1007 nt
Organism: Phoenix dactylifera (date palm)
Lineage: Eukaryota; Viridiplantae; Streptophyta; Magnoliopsida; Arecales; Arecaceae
Source: RefSeq, a predicted model, not a curated record
ACUCGGAUUAGUCCAUGAGGUAAAAAGAACUUUCCAUAUAAAGAACUUUCACCAGAGUUCAUACCCCGGACUCCGGAGUCUCCCAAAGCGGAAGAAGGCCGGAGGAUCGAGCGUCCGUCUCCGUCUCCGUCUCCGUCUCCGUCUCCUCCGUCAAAUGGCAUCGAAGCCUAUAUCGAGUCCGGUCCCCGUUGCGUGGUAUCCGUCGUUGGCCGUGCUGAUGCUUUCCAUCGGUCUCGUGGUCACCGCUUCCUUCUUCAUGAGCAAUGUAUCACCACCGUGCAUGGCAUCUGUGCUCUUGGCCAGCUGGAAUAGGGGAAAUUGUCACCGCUGGAGCCUCAACUGGACCUACCAGAACAAAUAUUCACCACCAUACAGAGAGGGUAAUCUGCCACUGUCAGGCCUAAUAACAGAAUUCAGGGACAAUUUCAAAUUUUGCAGGAAUAUAUUGCAAAAUCCCCGGCAUUUGUUACACCUACUGGUGUCGAAGAGGUCAAAUUUUUUUAUGAUUCAUGUGAUGGCUCAGCUUUUUCCCUGAUGUUCCACUGAAAUAUAAUAUUCUGCUAGUUUCAGAUUGAAGUCUCUUUACGGAUUCGAAUAAAGAUGAAAAAUGUAAAAUUGAUUAAAAUGGUCUCUAGAUGAUGUUUGUUUCACGUGAACCUUUUUUGCUAUCUUGUGGUGGGAGGAGUGAAAAGCCUUUUGAGUGUCUGAUUUUACCAUCUUCUUUUGGAGCACCAAUAGUAGCAUUUUCUGAGAAGUAAUGUUUCAGAAUGAUAAAUACUGGAGCUCUCUCUUUGGCAUUUCUUGCUUGUGCUCUCGUUGAUAAAUUGCUUUUUUUUGCAAUUUUGGGAGGUGCAUGUCCCACCUUCAGUAGCAGAAGCGAUUGUCAUUAGCGACAACUUCAGUGUGGAUCACUUUAUGACCCACCUUGUAGUUUGGUUGUGCGCCCCUCCAUUCUUCGCAAAAUGGAAUACUUUUAUUGCUAGAGGAUUUCAUUUUUCUCUUGCUAA